This is a messenger RNA of Spea bombifrons (plains spadefoot toad), 900 nucleotides long. It is a transcript of the gene MSR1, whose product is annotated as macrophage scavenger receptor 1. NCBI's taxonomy places the organism in Eukaryota, Metazoa, Chordata, Amphibia, Anura, Pelobatidae. The transcript has 6 exons. The record is from RefSeq and is a predicted model, not a curated record. Bases 1 to 666 code for a protein of 221 amino acids.
AUGAAACAACCAAAUGAACAGAUGAUUCCUGAUUAUUCCAUUAUGCUAACUCAGUUUGCGCAAAACCUUUCAGAUUUUAAAUAUGAGCUGUCUAUAAAGUCAACCAGUUUGCAAAUGUUAAAUCAAAUGUUAAAUCAGAGUUUAUUGCGUAAUGAAGAUCGUGACAUGAUUAUCACAGAAAUGCAACAAGCGGCGGAACACUUAAGAACAACAAUGAGUGAUUUUCAAAUCAAACUAGAAAAUAUCAAUACGUCAUUUGCAGAAAAUAUUUAUAUAUUACAGAAGGGAAUUGCACAACUAAAAGCACGCUUCUACAACGCAUCAACAGAAAUUUCGUAUGUGAAAGAACAGUGUGUCAGUCUGGAUAAGGAAAUGAAAGAGGAAGUGCAAAAGUUAAACGUAAUUUCUAAUGACCUCAGAUUAAAAGACUGGGAGCAUUCUAUUACAUUGCAGAAUUUAACGUUAAUUCAAGGCCCACCUGGACCACAAGGAGAAAGGGGUGAGAAAGGUGCAAAAGGAGACACUGGUGAGCAAGGACCCCAAGGACCAAGAGGUAUGUCUGGAUUAAAAGGACAAAAGGGAGCGACAGGGAUUCCAGGAACAAGAGGAUCUCCUGGAAUGGCUGGAUUAAAAGGACAAAAGGGUGAAAAAGGAGCAAGGACUUAAUUUGGACUGAAUAUGGAUGGAUGAUGUUCUGUACACUGGCAACGAGGAGUCAAUCAUCCAAUGCAGUCAUGACAAAGCUGUGGAUCUACUCCCUACAUCAUGGAAAGCUGAGGUCUUGUUGUCCCUGAAGAACUAAGUUAAUUCUUAGUUCUACAAUAUCUGUUACAUAGUAUGCUAGCUGACAUACAGUAAGUAACAGAUUAUUUGAAAAUAAAACCAGUAAUGUGGAAAAAA